GGGUCGUGACGCGAAAAACAUGCGCAUGUAACCUUGUGUUUGAGGAGCGUUAUCAAAUCAGCAGGUAGUGGGUCUAAAAACCCGUAAUGACACACUUUGUUGUCUUGUUAAAUCGGGAAACAUGAGCAAAUAUAUUUUACCGGCCUCCGUUUUUGGAACCGUGUUCGGCUGCGCUGUUUUACUGAAGAGCAAGGUCACUGGAGGCCCCUGUCCCAGUAAGGCUACCAUUAAAGGGAAGACUGUGGUUAUAACAGGGGCGAACACGGGCAUCGGGAAGGAAACAGCCCGGGAGCUGGCCAAGAGAGGGGGUCGGAUCAUCAUGGGCUGCCGGGACAUGGAGAAGUGCGAGGCGGCUGCGAAGGAAAUCCGAGGGAAGACCCUGAAUCCCCAUGUUUAUGCGUGCCACCUUGACCUCGCCUCGAUGAAAUCCAUCCAUCAGUUUGCAGAGAGAGUCAAACAAGACGAGCAGCGUGUGGAUAUACUGAUAAACAAUGCAGGAGUGAUGAGAUGUCCAGCAUGGAAGACAGAGGACGGCUUCGACAUGCAGUUUGGAGUAAACCACUUAGGCCACUUCCUGUUGACAAAUCUCCUGCUGGAUAAGUUAAAAGACUCCGCCCCCAGCAGAGUGAUCAACCUGGCCUCACUCGCCCACAUUGUUGGAAAGAUCGACUUCGACGACCUGAACUGGGAGAAGAAGAAGUUUGAUACCAAGCAGGCGUACUGCCAAAGCAAGCUGGCCAAUGUUCUGUUCACCAGAGAACUCGCCAAGCGUUUAGAAGGUACAGGAGUCACGGUGAAUGCAGUGCACCCUGGGGUCGUGGCCACAGAGCUCGGGAGGCACACCGGCCUGCACCAGUCCCAGUUCUCAAGCUCAGUCCUCAGUCCCUUUUUCUCCCUCCUGGUGAAGGGCCCGGAGCUGGGGUCCCAGCCCAGCGUCUACCUGGCUGUUGCUGAGGAGCUGGAGGGCGUGACGGGCCGCUACUAUGAUGUGAUGACAGAAAAGGAGCCGGCACCCCAGGCCCUGGAUGAGGAGGCGGCUCGCAUGCUGUGGGAGGUUAGCAGCAGGCUGGUGGGUCUGGAGGAGGAGCGAGGACAGACCGGCAAGAUGAAUACACCAGCAGAAGGCCAGAGCAAAGCUGCACAGGCAAACCCAGCACAGACAAGUCCAGCACCGGCUGUAAGAGGCGUGGUGGCCUAGGCCCGGGCCAGCAGUGAACGAUGGACCUUUAGGACUUGAGCUGUGAUGUGGAUGAGAGCCUUACGGGAAGAGUUAAUUGUCUGAGAGUGUAAUUCUGGUUGUCUGACAGUGUGUAAUGGCAACCUUUUGCACAUAUGCUUACAUUCCUGCAUCAGGAUAUCAUGUUUAAAUAAACUGUUUCACAAGCUUU
Myripristis murdjan (pinecone soldierfish) is the source of this 1388-nucleotide messenger RNA. Its product is annotated as retinol dehydrogenase 13. Bases 122 to 1198 code for a protein of 358 amino acids. NCBI's taxonomy places the organism in Eukaryota, Metazoa, Chordata, Actinopteri, Holocentriformes, Holocentridae. The record is from RefSeq and is a predicted model, not a curated record. The transcript has 7 exons.